Molecule: messenger RNA, 1440 nt
Organism: Closterium sp. Yama58-4
Lineage: Eukaryota; Viridiplantae; Streptophyta; Zygnematophyceae; Desmidiales; Closteriaceae
Source: the annotation of a GenBank genome assembly
AUGCAGCGUUUUGGUAAGAUUCGAGCGGCACAAAAUGGGGAGAGCUUAUACCGAGGAAUAGAAGGGAUGGCUGGCAUCGGCUGGCGGUCGAGUGAGCUUCAAACGAGGACGGCGCAUGCAUCCGCGUCGGCACGUGCCCAUCUUCGGAAUGGCGAUGAAGCCAGUCCGAGCGUCGAUCGUCGUACGCAUUUAAGGGAGGGUAGCGACGGUGAUGGUGACGGUGACGGUAACUCCGUCAGUGGCGAGAAACCAGUCAGGAACGAAAGCAAGUGUCCCUCUGACGACUCUACGUCAUCGGAUGACGUUGCAAGUGAUAGCAACGCGUCCAGGACACGUGGCAGGCAGGGAGUGGUCCGAAUCUUGCUCUUCUGGCCCAACAUUAUUGGGUACCUGAGAAUCGCUCUCCUCCUCGCCCUCCUCCUCUACCUCCCCCUCUCAUCACCUCACCCCUCCAACCCUCCCACGCUCUCCCCACCCUUCUCCCUCCCAUCUAUAGCACAUGUAUCCGCUUACCCCAAUGCAUACGCUUCCCCCUUUGCAACCCAUGUCAUGCCUGUGCUGCUGUGUGCUUUGCUCUAUCUGCUCAACAUGGCAUUGGACGGUGUGGAUGGCAUUGUGGCUCGCCGCCUGCGCCAGGUGUCGGCGUUUGGUGCGAUCCUGGACGUUGCUGUGGACAACGCCCUGCGCACUGCCAUGUGGGCAGCUGCUGUGAACAGUGCUCUACUGGGCGUGAACGGCGUCGGUGUUAGUGCGGCUGUUUUAGGCAUGAACAGCGUGGGUGGAACUGUGCUGGGCAUGAUAAGUAUGCGGAUGCUGCAAGCAGCUGCUAUCAUUAUCCCGUGUGUGGAAUGGCUCACGUUUACCUGCUCCCAUGCCAGCACGCUUGGCAGUGGCAGUGGCAGUGCAGCACAUGUUCGUGGUGUUGACACCACAGCGGUUGCAGAUUGUACAAAGGGAGGGGAUGUGGUGGCGACGCAAGAGCAAGAGCAAGGGGUGGGGGAAGGGCUGGAGCAUGAGAAUGUAGGGGAAGGAGUGGAUCAGGGAGCAGGUUUGGAGGAGCGGGCAAAGGAGAGGAGCAACUGGAAGGAGGUGUGGGGUGGCAGGAGUGACACUCCACUUCUGGUCUCCCUGGUCAUGCGGAAUGGCUUCAAAACCCCUGUUGGAGUCAUGGCAAUCGCCGGCCUGCACUUCCUCCCUCUCUGGCUCUUCCUUCGACACAAUCUACUCUCGUUUCUCACUUCACUCCCACACGCAUACACGCAAAGUCAACCACCAUUGCACCAUCUUGGUAUGCUUGCACUUGCGGCACUGACCUCGCUUCCAGUGGGGUUGACUCUUGGUGUUGGAAGGCUUUCGUGUCUGUUUGUGGAGUUGUGGGUUAUUGGAACUCACCUCUUUCAGAUUCUCCUAACCGAUGUAGAAGCUUAUUCAUGUAAAUAG